This is a messenger RNA of Paramuricea clavata, 2796 nucleotides long. The record is from the annotation of a GenBank genome assembly. NCBI's taxonomy places the organism in Eukaryota, Metazoa, Cnidaria, Anthozoa, Malacalcyonacea, Plexauridae.
AUGGAAACGUUUAAGCCCCCAAGUGUAUUGAAUUUGACGGGAAACUUACGCGAGAACUGGAGGCGAUGGAUUCAGCGAUUCGAGUUGUUUUUGACCGCGUCAGUUGUUUUUGACCGGAGAUGUGUCAUUAAUGGUCAGUCUGAAAUCCUACCAUUCUUUGUUGUUACUGUCCAGUGAACCCCAAUACUAGGUCUGCAGGCAUGUGAGAUAUUAAACCUGGUCAAGAAAGUCAAUGUAGUGGCCCCAUCACCCUCCACUAAAGAACACAUUAUUCAUGAUUACCCAGAGGUGUUUGAAGGGCUUGGCUCCAUGGACGGAGAAUAUAUCAUAUCGUUGUUGACAAGACUGUCAAGCCUGUCAUCCACCCACAACGAAAGGUUCCCUACAGCAUACUGGGAAAGUUAAAAGAGAAACUUUCGCAGCUUGAAAAAAUUGGUGUUGUGCAGAAAGUUGACGAACCGACUCCAUGGGUUAACAGUCUUGUCAUAGUCGAGAAAUGUGAUGGGUUUCUGCGGUUAUGUUUGGAUCCCCGUGAUCUGAAUAAGGCUAUUUAACGGGAGCAUCAUAGAAUUCCCACAGCAGAGGAUAUUGCCACUCGCCUUAGUGGUAAGAAGUUAUUCUCCAUAGUGGAUGAAAAAGAUGGGUUUUGGCAGAUCCACCUAGAUGAAGAAAGUUCCCAUCUCUGCACCUUCAAUACAACCUUUGGUCGCUUCCGCUUCACGAGAUUACCAUUUGGUGUGUGUUCAGCCCCUGAAGUGUUUGAGAAGAAGAAUGAAGCAUUGUUUGAUGAUAUUGAUGGUGUCGAGGUGAUAUUUGAUGACAUAAUUGUGGCAGCUCAGGAUGAAAAAGAGCAUGAUGAAAUUAUGGCAAAGCUGUUGGAAAGAGCAAAAGCAGAAAAUGUUAAAUUCAAUCCAGAAAAGCUUCAGUACAAAGUCAUAGAAGUGAAGUACAUGGGUAACAUUGUAUCUGAAUCGGGUUGAAGCCAGAUAGCGAGAAAGUUCGUGCAAUCCUGGACAUGCCCUUACCUAAGUCAAAGGAAGAAUUGCGAAGGUUCCUUGGAAUGGUCAAUUUUUUCUCGAAGUUUAUUCCAGGUCAAUCGAGUAGUACUGACCCUCUACGGCAGUUGUUAAAGAAAGAUUCAGUUUGGCACUGGUCCCAUGAACACACUGGUGCAGAAGAACAACUGAAACAGAUCAUCUCAAGUCAGCCUGUCCUGAAAUUUUUUGACUCCUACAAAGCCAGUCAAGUUGCAAGUUGAUGCUUCAAAAGGUGGCUUUGGAGUGUGCCUUCUACAAGACGGACAUCCCGUUGCAUAUGAAUCCCGGUCACUGAGCUCUGCUGAGGAGAACUAUGCGCAAAUUGAAAAGGAGUUAACCGCAGUUGUCUUCGGAUGUGAAAAAUUUCACUGCUAUGUUUAUGGUAAACCAAUUAAUAUGGAUUCUGAUCACAAGCGCCUUGUUUCCAUCUCCAGAAAACCCUUGGUACAAGCCUCCCCCAGGUUCCAGCGAUUGUUGCUCCGACUACAAAAGUAUGAUGUCACCAUCAACUACCUUCCAGGCAAAUAUAUGUAUGUUGCAGAUGCACUUUCACGAGCAUUUCUUCCUGAUGGCCCUGUUCCUGAUGAAAUGAAUGAUGAUGUAACGAAGAUGAUCCACAGCCUCGUUGAAAACCUUCCAAUGACAGUUGAGAAGCUUGAAGAACUGAAAUCAGCAACAGUAGAAGAUGAAAUCCUGCAGCAGUUAACCCAAUUCAUCAAAGACGGAUGGCCUAGUAGUCGUGUGAAUAGUCCAUCGGCUGUUGGUCACUACUGGAAAUUUCAAGACGAAAUCUAUGAAGCCAAUGGGUUGUUGUUUUUUGGGCAGAAGUUAAUUAUUCCAGAGAAGCUGAGACCAAACCUUCUUCGUCGAAUUCAUGAGAGCCAUCUGGGUAUGGAAAAAUGUAAAUCGAGGGCUAGAGCACUAGUCUAUUGGCCUGGAAUGUCAGCGGACAUUGGAAGAUUAGUAGCGAAAUGUCCAACUUGUCUGAAGCACCAAAGAAGCAAUCAGAAAGAGCCACUAAAGCCACACACAGUGCCUGCCAGAGCAUGGCAAAAAUUGGGAACAGACAUUUUUGAAUAUAAGUCCAAGUCCUACUUACUAAUUGUGGACUAUUACUCGAAAUUUCCAGAAAUUUCUCUCCUUAAAGACAAAUCAAGUCAAGCUGUCAUUACCAGUAUGAAAUCAGUAGUUGCCCGAUCGACACGGCAUCCCGGAUGAAGUUGUCGCAGAUAAUAGGCCCUUUUCAAGUAAGGAAUGUUUACAGUUUGCACAAGAAUGGGGAUUCAAAAUUUCAACGUCCAGUCCUGAUUACCCCCAGUCAAAUGGCAUGAGUGAGCGUACAAUUCAAACGAUCAAGAAUCUCCUUUGUAAAGCUGAUGAUGAAGGAAACGAUCCCUACAUCGCUCUCCUGGAGUACAGGAAUACUCCAAUCACAGGAAUGCAAGAAUCGCCAGCUCAGUUAUUAAUGAGUCGCAUGCUAAAGUCCAAGUUGCCUACGACCACGGCCCUCCUUCAGCCCAAAGUUCAAGAAAAUGUUCGUGAAAAACUUGAGCAACGUGCCGAAAAGCAAAAAGAGUACUUCGACAGAAAUGCAAAGCCAUUGCGACCUGUAAAGAUGUAUCAGUCUGCCCGAAUUCGAAGAGGAAAGGUGUGGGAGCCAGCAGUUAUAACAGGUACGCAUAAAGCACCUAGAUCCUUCAUAGUAACCACAGCACAAGGGGGAGUGUAUCGUCGUAAUCGCAGACAUUUAUUACCCACU